GUCGUGGUCAUGAGAGUGUCAAUUCAUUGUCAAGGAUGUGCAGGAAAAGUAAGAAAGCACAUCUCUAAAAUGGAAGGGGUGACCUCUUUCAGUAUAGAUCUGGAGACCAAGAGGGUGACUGUGAUGGGUCAUAUUUCUCCUGUAGGGGUCCUGGAGAGCAUUUCGAAGGUGAAGAAGGCAGAGUUCUGGUCCUGUUGAGCUCUAUUUACUAUGAUAAAUUUCUAUUAUUAUUGUAGUAAUUAAUUAGUAGUUAUGGUGUUCUUAAUUACAUUUGCUCCUUGAAAUAUAUGCUUUGUUUGUGUUUAAUUACUGUGACUUUGUCCUUAAUUACUUUACUUAAUGUUAAUUGCUUGUUGGUUA
Messenger RNA from Dendrobium catenatum, 360 nucleotides. RefSeq lists its product as uncharacterized. Gene Ontology annotation, molecular function: metal ion binding. NCBI's taxonomy places the organism in Eukaryota, Viridiplantae, Streptophyta, Magnoliopsida, Asparagales, Orchidaceae. The record is from RefSeq and is a predicted model, not a curated record.